AUGCGUGUCAACCCUUUUCUUCUUCUUUUCCAUAACGUGGCAUUUGUCAGCGGGCUUUCCUACCAGCUGGCGUCCACUGUUCCUUGGACACCGAAGAACGCAACCAGCGUUGAUCAGGGUGCCGUGUAUAACGGCACAUACUACUUGGCUGAUCGCACGAACAGCGUUGUUCACGUCGUUGAUCUAGCCACCAGCAAGGAGAAGACCAGUAUCACCGGCUUCAUCGGUCAACGCUUCACCAAAAACAAGACCGAUUCCUCGAUAUCUGGACCUGAUGGGCUUGUCGUUCUGCCUGACCGCAACGAAUUGUACAUCGGGGAUGGAGAUGGCUCUGUCAAAGUCGUGGAUUUGUUCAAGAAUACCAUUAUAGCCAAUAUCUCGACCGGCUCCAAGAAGCGGGCCGACGAGUUUGCUUAUAACCCUCAAACCCAGACUAUCGUUGUCACAAGCCCCAAUGAUGUCCCACCAUUUGUGACUGUCAUCUCCGCAAGCCAGCGAAAGGUCCUCGGUAGUAUUGCAUUCAAAAAUGCAUCUGGUCUCGAGCAACCCGCCUGGAAUCCCACCAACGGGAAAUUCUAUGUUUCCGUCCCCAGCACUGACGCCAACCCAGGCGGCGAAAUCGCCGAGAUUGACGUCUCAGCAAUGGCUAUCGCCAAGGUUACCCCACUAUCUGAAUGUGUCCCGGCAGGUAUCGUCUUUGGGCCACAGGAGAACCUCUUUGUCGCUUGUAGCCAAGACCAGAUCCUGACCUACGGAACUGCCUUCAGCCAAGUGCUCGAUAUGUCAACCGGCAAGGUGCUGGCUAAUAUAUCCGGCAUUGCUGGUGUUGACCAAGUUGCAUACAAUCCAACCACGAUGCUCUAUUAUGCUUCGGCUUAUCAGAAUCUUGCUGGUGGCAGCAAGACUGGUGCCCCGUCGCCCGAGGUGGGAAUCAUCGAUGCAAAGACCUACACUCUUAUUCAAACUCUGAAGACAGACAAUGUCACCGCUCACUCAGUGGCAAUCGACACUAGCUCAAACCAGAUGGUUAUCCCUCUGACACACUCCGGAAUAGCCCUGUAUAGUCUUUCAACGGCCAAUGCCACCAGUGGAAACACAUCGAGCACUGCAACAGCGACGCACGCCAGCUCAAGUGCGACCAAGACAAGUGGUGGCGUCAGCAACUAUGCUCGUUUCUCUAUCUACUAUCUGAGUGCCCUGAUUCUGGGGGUCGGAUUUCUUGGGUGA
Messenger RNA from Penicillium canariense, 1227 nucleotides. RefSeq names its product YncE family protein. Gene Ontology annotation, molecular function: protein binding. The transcript has a single exon. The record is from RefSeq and is a predicted model, not a curated record. NCBI's taxonomy places the organism in Eukaryota, Fungi, Ascomycota, Eurotiomycetes, Eurotiales, Aspergillaceae. Bases 1 to 1227 code for a protein of 408 amino acids.